AUGGAUGAUACCGAUAUUCGGCAACAAAAGCUGGACAACCAGCGAAAGCUUUUGGUCAAGAAGCAACAACGGAGAAGAGCUGACACCCAGAUGGUUACUGCCAGUCGUGAAGCUCGGCCUAAGAACCGCAGACAGAAACCUGGCCCUGAAGACAAAGCCUUGUUAAUAAGCCAGUCGCAAAGCAACACUUCCCUAAACGAUAGUCAAGCUGAACAGCUUCAAGACAACGUGAUAGAGGAGAUCAGUCUCGGUGAGCUCAAUAUUGCGGCCAAUGCAAACAGGGGAUCAGAAGAGAUGCCUCCAGCUGUUCCCAUCAUCACUGAAAUAACGGAUUUGGAAACUGAAAAGCAGUUCAGCUCCCAGAGUGUGCUUGAUGCCGAAAGUCAAGGAGAGGAAAAGAAAACGAAGAAGAAGGCAGUGAAAAAGGGGCAGGAUAAAUCCCUGGAAGCAACUGAUGGAGGAGAGGGAGAGGAGAAACAGAAGAAAGAGAAAAAAGGAAAGAAAAAAGAAAAAAGGAAUGAAACAAAGGAGAAUAUAGACUCAAUCAUGGAAUUUAAAAUAUCUGAAGAAGAAAAAAAAGCUGAAUCAGACAGUGAGACUGAAAACAAAGACUGGUCAAAGAGCCCUGUUCCGCCUACACCAAAGAAGAAACCACCCGCAGGUCCAUGUCAGUUCUGCAUCAAGGAGGAGGAGGAAGAGGUGGAGGAAGAAAAGAAGAGGACAAAAACGUCAAAACGUUCUAAAAAAGCAGAGAAGAAUAAUGAGAGCCAUGGUCAUCUCAAUUCCAACUAUAGACAUUCCUCCCCCGAAAGUGACUCCAUUGGAAGGGCCUCUCCCGUUUCCUUGGAGGAUCUGGAGCAGUUUGCUUUGCGCCCAGCACCAAGGGAUGUGACCUUUCAGUGUAGGAUCACAAGAGACAGAAGAGGAGUGGAAAGGGGACUUUUUCCUACAUACUAUCUGCACAUGGAAAAGGAAGAUGGAAAGAGGGUGUUUUUGAUGGCUGGCAGGAAAAGGAAGAAGUGCAAAACCUCAAACUAUCUUAUCUCUGUUGAUCCCACUGACCUGUCCAGAGAUGCGUCGAGUUACAUAGGCAAAUUAAGGUCAAACGUGCUGGGAACUAAAUUUACAGUGUAUGACGGAGGCGUGAACCCGGAGAAGAAGCCAUUCAUCAAGGAGUCUGAAUCUCUUCGUCAGGAACUUGCUGCAAUAUGUUAUGAAAAAAACGUGCUUGGAUUUAAAGGUCCAAGGAAGAUGACAGUGAUCAUCCCUGGCAUGAGGGAGAAUGAUGAAAGAGUCAGUAUUCAGCCAAAAUCUGAGCUGGAGACUCUGCUGACACGGCUUGAGAACGGUAAUACGGAUAAUUUGGUCUGCCUUGCGAAUAAGUCGCCCAGCUGGAAUGAACAAACUCAGUCUUAUGUGCUAAAUUUCCAUGGCCGAGUCACACAGGCCUCCGUCAAGAACUUCCAAAUCGUCCAUCCAGACAACGAGGAUUACAUUGUAAUGCAGUUUGGCCGCGUAGCAGAGGAUGUCUUCUCCAUGGACUACAGUUUUCCCAUGUGUGCUCUUCAGGCUUUCGCUAUCACUCUGUCCUCGUUUGAUGGAAAGUUGGCCUGUGAGUGA
Chanos chanos (milkfish) is the source of this 1620-nucleotide messenger RNA. RefSeq names its product tubby protein homolog. Lineage: Eukaryota; Metazoa; Chordata; Actinopteri; Gonorynchiformes; Chanidae. The coding region runs from base 1 to 1620 and encodes 539 amino acids. Gene Ontology annotation, biological process: protein localization to cilium. The record is from RefSeq and is a predicted model, not a curated record. Gene Ontology annotation, cellular component: cilium. The transcript has 12 exons.